CCCCCCGGAGUAUAUAAGCCGAGGGCCCGGGCUGAGGACGGCAUCGUGCGGCUUCGGCUUCCCAGAAACAAGUGGUCUUAAAGGGUCAGACGGCAACACCCACUAGCAAAAUGGCUUACUCUUGGGACAACCGUGUCAAGUACGUCGUCAGGUACAUGUACGACAUCGACAACAAUGGCUACCUCGACAAGAAUGACUUCGAGUGCCUGGCGCUGAGAAACACACUCAUCGAGGGCCGCGGCGAAUUCAACUCCGACGCUUACGCCAACAACCAGAAGAUCAUGAGCAACCUCUGGAACGAGAUCGCCGAACUGGCUGAUUUCAACAAGGACGGAGAGGUGUCAAUUGACGAGUUCAAGCAAGCAGUACAGAACGUUUGUGUUGGCAAGGACUUUCCAUCCUUCCCAGUGGCUUUCAAGUCGUUCAUUGCUAACCAGUUUAAGACAGUUGACGUAAAUGGUGACGGUCUUGUUGGCGUUGAUGAGUACAGGCUGGACUGCAUCUCCAGGAGUGCCUUCUCCUCCGUUAAGGAGAUUGAUGAUGCUUAUGCCAAGCUCUGCACUGACGAUGACAAGAAGGCUGGUGGCAUCAGCCUCAACCGCUACCAGGAGCUGUAUGCCCAGUUCAUCUCCAACCCUGACGAGAAGUGCAAUGCCGUCUACCUUUUCGGACCCCUGAAGGAGGUGCAGUAAAUGAGUCCCAGAGGCAUCAAGACCCUGCCCACGUGCGAGGCCCUACGCUGUGGGUGGACAUCCUGCACACUCGCAACCUGGGCUGGCCUAGCGCCCGCCCCUCCACACCCAGCAGUGCCCAGUUCCUCGCCGCAUCAUUUUUAUACUCGUCUCCCUUUGAUGCCAAGCUGAAGUACAGGCAAUACCAUCUCUGCCUGUAACAGCCGACCUGACGAUCUGGAAGUCCCUAGCCAGACUCCUGGAUUGGGGACCCGCCCUGCCCCGGCCACCCCUCCACCUUUGGGUUUCUUCUGGCCAGACCAACACCAGGCAAGAUCGUCUACUAACACGAUCACAUACUUUUCUCUUAUUGUCGAAUAAACGUUGAAAUGUUUUA
Messenger RNA from Scylla paramamosain (green mud crab), 1068 nucleotides. It is a transcript of the gene Scp1, whose product is annotated as sarcoplasmic calcium-binding protein. The transcript has 6 exons. The record is from RefSeq and is a predicted model, not a curated record. Bases 111 to 692 code for a protein of 193 amino acids. NCBI's taxonomy places the organism in Eukaryota, Metazoa, Arthropoda, Malacostraca, Decapoda, Portunidae. Gene Ontology annotation, molecular function: calcium ion binding.